CCCAGAAGCACCAGACGCGUUCCUCCGCUUCCUUCCUUCUCCCCCUCCUUAAACCUGCCUCUCGUCUCUUCUAGAUUUGCGCCCUCCCCUUUCCGCCCCUGGUCUCCUCCCCCUCCCUCCCACCGAUCCGCCCGCCCCCCGCCGCGCAAUGCUGGCCGUCGCGGCGGGGCAGGCGACGCUGGGGGAGCCGUCGUCGUCGGCGGCCGCCGCCGCCGCCGUGCCCAAGCGCCGGGAUCCCACGCCGGAUCAUCCACCGUAUUCAUGGAUGAUCGAAGAGGCGAUCCAGGCGCUGGGCGAGGACGGCGGCUCGGCGGAGUCCGCCAUCUCGGGCUUCAUCCGCGGCAGGUACCCCGGCGUCCCCGCCGCGCACGACAGGUUCCUCCGCUACUACCUCGCCAAGCACGUCGCCGAGGGCCUCUUCGUCUGCGCCGCGCCUGGGCGGUACUCUUGCUGCUCCGACGACGAGCCCCAGCCCGAGCUCGCACUCACCGAUGUCCUGGCGGCGGCUGCUGCGCCGGCACAGCCCAAGCGCGCCCGCGGUCGGCCUAGGAAGGAUAGCUCGCUGGUGGUGGUCAAGCGUGGGCGCGGUCGGCCUAGGAGGGAUGAUUCGCAGGCCGCUGCGGUGGCGGUGAGUGCUGGGCCUCCGAUGACAGGGGCCAAGCGCGGCCGCGGUCGGCCUCGGAAGGAUGGCUCGGCGCCCAAGCCGGCUUCUGGCAAGAAGUUUGUGAGCGGGUCGCCAUCCGCGAUGCCCAAACGCCGUGGCCGGUCUCGCCUUCUGACGGAUGUAGGGGCGGCCGACGUCUCCGGCGAAGCGCUCGUCACGGACAAGAAAGACAGCACUGAGGCUCCAUCCGCCACUGAUAAGAACCAUGGGGAACCUCGCGAGCUGGCACUUGCGAUCGUCAACGACGGCUCUGGUGCAGCAUUACUUACGGAGGAAGAUGGCGGCGAGGCUCCAGCAGCCAAGCGGCCGCUCUUGGCCAAGGAACCUGCCGCAUUCAGUACGCCAGAGUGCAGCACCCAGCCCUGCAAACUGCCCCUUGUGGCAGCUGACGAAAACUCUGCUCGGGCCCUAGCCUCCGACAAGGAGGGUGACACCGAAGCUCCAUUUGUGAAGCACAAGCGCCGUCGUCGGACCUGCAGAUCAGAGCCGGCAAAAUCCACCUGCGGCUCUCCCUCAACAUCAAUUGCAGACAAGAAGGCCGGUGGCAACGUUGCAUCUGCUCCACCCAAGGGCCGUGGCUGGUUGCGCAAACCGACAUUGAUGGCUGCCGCCGCCGACGAAAUUACACCCAAUGAGGCUCGAUCAUUACCGGGCAAGCCGCGCCGCAAACCUCGCAAACAGUUUCUGCUGAACUUUUAUGAUGAGGUACCAAAUAGUCCAAAGUUCUGUGUCCUCGCACUGCCUGCCCAGGUGCCAGGGGCAACAAAGGCGCCGUAGUUCUGAAGCAUGGCAGCUCAUGGAACAUCGUCACAUAGUUGAAAGAACACCUCUUGAGUUCCUAAAUGCAGUGCACAGGACGAUAGCUUUUGUGUUCUAUCCAUCAUCGGUAGUUUUAGGUUUUUUGUUGUUGUUGUUGAACUUCAGCAGUUUUAGGGGUUGAUUGAACUAGGUAGGGAUAUUUCUUUUCGGAGCUCCAGUUUAGUUCAAGUCUGAACAAAUACCACCAUCCGUCCAACAAGGCCCUGAGGGUUUGCCUUCAGACUGAAUUUGUAUGAAUCUCGUCAGUUCAUGCGAAAAGAAAAACAGAUGCAAUUGUUCUGGUUCUUUGA
Aegilops tauschii subsp. strangulata is the source of this 1773-nucleotide messenger RNA. RefSeq lists its product as uncharacterized. Gene Ontology annotation, biological process: nucleosome assembly; regulation of DNA-templated transcription; chromosome condensation. Gene Ontology annotation, cellular component: nucleosome; nucleus; chromatin. Gene Ontology annotation, molecular function: double-stranded DNA binding; nucleosomal DNA binding. The record is from RefSeq and is a predicted model, not a curated record. NCBI's taxonomy places the organism in Eukaryota, Viridiplantae, Streptophyta, Magnoliopsida, Poales, Poaceae.